Molecule: messenger RNA, 10039 nt
Organism: Sarcophilus harrisii (Tasmanian devil)
Lineage: Eukaryota; Metazoa; Chordata; Mammalia; Dasyuromorphia; Dasyuridae
Gene: BBX
Product: BBX high mobility group box domain containing
Exons: 15
Coding region: 1537-4230 (897 amino acids)
Biological process (GO): regulation of transcription by RNA polymerase II
Cellular component (GO): nucleus
Molecular function (GO): DNA-binding transcription factor activity, RNA polymerase II-specific; RNA polymerase II transcription regulatory region sequence-specific DNA binding
Source: RefSeq, a predicted model, not a curated record
UCUCUCUGCCUUCCUUCCUUCUUUCUAAAUGUGGAAGUACUUUUUCUUAACAGCUCCUUUCUUUUUAAAAAAAUUUUCAUCUACAGAGAUAAAACAUUUCAUUUUUGGACCAAACUAAAUUUAUUAAGAUUAUUUGGCAUGUAAGUCAAGUCCAAAUCAUAAUUGCAUAAACACUUACUUAAAUUGUCUUCUCUCUCACUUUCUUUUUUUCUCUCUCUGUCUCUGUCUCUUUCUAUCUUGCUUGCUUAUUUUUAAGUUUACUCAUGAUCUGUCUAUAGAAUUUUCCACCAUCAUCCUUUUCACCAGUUCUGCUCACAUUUGCCAGUCUUAUAACACUGAUGAUAUCUGAAGGCUGAACCUCAAAUAGUUUAAAGAAAUACAGAAAUUCAAGUCGUAGGUUUUCAUUAUGGAUUGAAAAGUAUUAUUUGGUAUUUUUGUCUUAGUUCUAAUUCUUUUGAGUUUCUCUCAUAAUAAUAAAAUUAUUGAACUGAAGAGAAUCAAAGAAUAGUUUGACUUCUUGUUUUCCAUAUCAGGAAAUCGAGGCUCAGAGGCAGGACUAAAAUGAAGGUUUCCUAAUUCCCAUUCCAGUGUUCUUGUCACUCGAGUCACUGAAAUUCUUUCAUCAUAUUGUUCCACUUUGACCAUCACCACUCCCUUUCGAGUGUACAGUGUUUUUAUGAAAUCAGGUUAUUUAAUCCAUUUCUGAAGACAUUUUCCUUUUGAAAUUUGUUGGUAACCCAGUUAUGACCCCCUUAGAAUACAUAGUGAAUGCUUUAUGCCCCACAUCAGAACACAGUUUGGCAAGAUUGGUAGACUUUAGUCACGAGAAUCCAGGGAUUGGAGGAAGGGGUGUUAACAGGUCAGAGUUGAGGUGGAUUGGCAGAGCUGGGGCCGGUGGGAGGUGGGAAGCUUACAUCAUUUCCCUGCAUAAAGACUCUCUCUGACUGGUGCUGUCAGGCCCGUUCUUAAGAGUGCAAUGAGUUUACCAAAUGGACUGAGAUCUCUCAAAGAGAGAAAAGGAGAUAGCAGAGCUUCUGCUCCCGUGUUCCUGAGUCUAUGAUAUUAGACUAGACUGUCAAUAAGUAACUCUAUGCAACCAGGAUUGUCACUGCUUCGCUCUCCCCCAGCUCAGUGCCUUUCUGCUCCGCCCCAUCCCUGCUCUUUCUCUGCUGCUCAGAUCAGCUUCCUGCUUUUCAUGAAAGCUGUGUUUCUAUAAAGCUAGUGUUCUUUACUGAAAGAAUUAUUUUCAUAAGUCUGGAGCGGGUUUUGUGGUGGUGGCGGCUGUGGGUUUUGCAUUGGCUUUUUCUUUUUCUUUUUUUCUUGGUUAAGGUAAAAAAACAAAAACAGAGGCUGGGGGAAAAAAGGCAAAAUCAUCAUGAGGUUUGUUGUCACAUCGUGCCGGUGUUAUAACCACCUCUGUAGACUGCUGCACUGAAAACAUUUCUGUAAGAGAAUCCUGGCGCAUCACAGAAGCUGGAAGUUCUGAUGUUCCAUUGAAAUCACAAUGGAACGUCGUGACUUAACCUGGUCACAGUAAUGAAAGGCAGUAAUAGAAAUAAGGAUCAUUCAGCAGAAGGGGAAGGAACUGGAAAACGACCAAAGAGGAAGUGUCUUCAGUGGCAUCCAUUACUAGCAAAGAAACUUCUUGACUUUUCUGAAGAGGAGGAAGAGGAAGAGGAAGAAGAAGAUAUUGAUAAGGUCCAACUUCUUGGAGCUGAUGGCCUAGAGCACGAUGUAGAUGAGACCGAAGAUGAUGAAUCUUCAGAGCAGCGAGCUCGUAGACCAAUGAAUGCAUUUCUUUUAUUUUGUAAACGCCAUCGCUCCCUUGUUCGUCAGGAACAUCCCCGGCUGGAUAACCGUGGUGCUACCAAGAUACUGGCUGAUUGGUGGGCAGUUCUAGACCCAAAGGAAAAACAGAAAUAUACAGACAUGGCCAAGGAGUACAAAGAUGCAUUUAUGAAAGCCAAUCCUGGCUACAAAUGGUGUCCUGCAACAAACAAGCCUGUGAAAUCCCCAGCGCCCACUGUUAAUACACGAAAAAAGCUGUGGGCCUUUCCAUCUGACUCUGGAAAAGAUUUACCAAGCCCCAAGAAAGCAAAGACUGAAGAAAUGCCUCAGCUUAACUUUGGGAUGGCAGAUCCUACACAAAUGGGAGGCCUGAGCAUGCUGCUUUUGGCUGGAGAACAUGCUCUGACUGCACAAGAGAUAUCUUCAAAUACGUCACAUCCAGAGGCUCCUGCCCCUGCCAAACAGUGUGAAGAGUCAGCCUUGUUUCAAUUUGCAGAGAUCUCUUCAAAUACUUCACAGUUGGGUAGUCCUGAGCCCGUGAAACGCUGUGGGAAGUCAGCACUCUUCCAAUUGGCAGAGAUGUGCCUAGCAUCAGAAGGAGUAAAAGUAGAAGACUCAAAAGUGACAAAAGCAAAAGAAUCAGAAGGAAAAAGCAUGGAAGAAUCUGAGAAGGGAAAAGUAGAAAGGGAAAUAAAAGAAGAGAAAUCAGAAGAAGAAAAGUUGCAGAAGACAGAAUUAGAAAAGCCAGAUGAAAAAAUAGUCAAAGACUGCCCAAGUGUCACAAACUUUGACGAGAUUACAGUGGACCAAAUGAAGGAGGGAAAGAAGGAAGAUGGUGAAGAGAUUAAAAAAGAAGAGUUGAGGGAAGAUGAAAACUGUAGCCACUUCAUUGAUCCUUCUUCUUCCAUCAGUAGUAAGCUAAUCACGAGUGAUAGUCCCAGCAGAAAAGAUCCCAUUUGCCAUUCUCACGAAGCUGUGAUCAUUGAAGACACCUUAGGGUUAAGCAAACCAGAGAAGCUAAAAAAGAAAAAGAAGAAGAACAAAAUGGACCGACAUGGGAAUGAAAAGUCCACUCCCAAGAAAACCUGCAAAAAGAGGCAAUCCUCCGAGUCUGAUAUUGAGAGUGUUAUAUAUACUAUUGAAGCAGUUGCAAAAGGAGACUGGGGCAUCGAGAAACUUGGUGAAACUCCUCGCAAAAAAGUUCGCACAUCCUCAAGUGUGAAGGGAAGCAUUCUGGACACCAAGUCACCAAAGAAAAAAAUCAAGUCAAAAGAUAAGAAGAUGUCAAAGGAGAAACUGUCAAACCCCACCAAAGAGACCAAGCCUUUGGAUUUCAUUAGCAUUACUGCCAACAAAGAGGUUCCCGGAGAGAUUCCAGAGUGUGUAAGAGCAGAACCAUUGACUCCGACGGAGGAGGUUCUACCGCAGAGCUUGCCAGGACAAGUCAAAACAGAGGAGAGUGACUGUAAUAGAAAGAUAGAAAUCUGUGGCUCAAGGAAAUCUGAGAGGUCUUGCAAAGGUGCUCUUUAUAAAACUCUGGUCUCAGAGGGCAUGCUCACUUCCCUGCGAGCUAAUGUGGACAGAGGGAAAAGAAGCUCAGGAAAAGGUAGCUCCUCUGAUCAUGAAGGGUGUUGGCAUGAAGAAAAUUGGUCAUUUACCCAGUGUGGGACUAGUGGGAGUAAAAAACUAAAAAGACCAAAGCCAAAGGAAGAGUUUGUCCUUGGCUUAGCAAAGCUGGAAGAAGAAUUUGAAAAAAAAUUCAAUAGCCUCCCUCAAUACAGUCCUGUCACAUUUGACCGGAAAAGUGUAUCUGUUCCAAGAAAAAAGAAGAAGACUGGAAAUGUUUCAUCAGAACAGACUAAAACCAGCAAAGGUUCAUUCCAGUCUCAGAAAAAGAACCUAUUCCACAAAAUUGUCAGCAAAUAUAAGCACAAAAAGGAGAAGCCUAAUGUUCCGGAAAAAGCCAUACUUUUAGAAGAUAAAACCACCACUGAGCCUCUCCGCAAGACUAAAGAUGCCCCAUCAGUUUCAAGCACUCCAGAGCCAACAACAACGCAAGAGCCUUUGGUUGGCAGCCAGAAAAGGAAAGCCAGAAAAACGAAGAUCACACAUCUCGUCAGGACCGCAGAUGGCCGGGUGUCACCAGCAGGAGGUACUUUGGAUGACAAACCCAAGGAACAACUGCAGGGUAGUCUCCCUAAAGCAUCAGCUACAGAUAUCGAUUGCAAUGAGGAAUGCUCCCAAAACAUCGAAGCAGAGGAGAUUCGUAGUAUCACACCAGACAUGCCAGCCGUGUCUGCCUUCUUCAGCCUGGCUGCCCUGGCUGAAGUAGCAGCAAUGGAGAAUGUACACAGAAGUCAGCGGGCAGCUCCCCUUGCCCAUGAUGGACAGCCGAAAGAAAUGCCACAGGCUCCCGUACUUAUUUCCUGCGCUGACCAGUGAAGCUCCCCUUUAUUGUAAAACAUUGUGCUUUACCUAAUAUCCUAGCCUUGUCUUUACCAAGGGAAGCUAGUCAGUCCAUAGGAUGGAAAAUAUAGAUUGCAAACACGUGAUUGGUGCCCUGCACGGCCCAGAUUUCACUUGAAGCCAGAAGUUAGCAACUUGGGCCAGGUCGUCCUAUUGGAACCCAGAAUCUUUGAGGGGGAUGUUAUUUGUCUGAUAAUGAACAGAAUGAGAAUGAUCCUGGAGCUUUGCUUUCUAUUGAAGGCUUUUAAUGGUAAAUUGGUGGUUGCUUGGAAGUGGCUGCCUUUACUGUAGCUCAUCCAGUGUCUCUUUUACCAACCAGAGAGUGUGAAACUAGUUUCGUAUAAUAUCUAGUUAUUCUUUAAAAAACAAACAAAAAAAACAACAAAAAAAAAAACAACAACAAAAAACAACAAAAAAAACAAACUGACGCACUGCACUAGUUAUUAUUAGAUAUUCCUAGUCAUUUUUGUACAUGAAGAUUUAAGUUCUAAGAUGGUUUAUAUAAUAGGUUAUGCCUACAUUUAUAUUGUAGAUUAAAUUAAAAAACCUGUUCCAGAGAACCCCAAACAGCAUGGGCAGACGUACCAUUGUUAGCGGUGUAUGCUCAGCCUCGUGGUCCAUAUAUUCUGCACUUUUAUAUUUGCCACCAGAGUGGUAGUUUGUUGGCAAAAAAGAAAAAAAGUCUGACUCUAUUUCUAGGCUGAGUCUUUUCUUAGGCUUGAAUGGUUAAGGAGAAUUUGCAUAGGGUAAGUUGUGGUAUGUUUUCACCUAGUUGGAGGAAGAGUCCUGCAGAUUAUUGAUGGUAUCAUGCCUUGAGGAUUCUUUUUAUUUUUUACAUAGGGGUCUGAGAGACCAGUGGAACAUUGAUACAAACAAAAAUGAAACAAACUAAAAAAAAAAAGGACAGAAAAAUUGUUCAGAAGUGACCUUAGAAUUACUUCACUAUUCUGAAAACAUUGAAGACAUUGAAUUCAUGUGGACUCUGAGACACAUACCUUUUAUAUCUCUCACAGACACACUGGACUGGGUUGCGAUUGCUAUGCACAGCCUAAAUUGGCAAUGCAGGUUUUUUUUAGAGCCAUUUAGAGUUUGUGUUGGUUAAGAGGUAUGUGAGUAAAUGAUAAUGAGAAGUAUGCUUGACUCGAGUGGGGCUAUCAAAUCUAGAUCUACCUGCCAGUUUCCAUUUCUUUUUGUGUUUUGUUGCUUUUGAGCAUUAAACCAUAGAUAGGCCAGUGCCAAGUGGAUCAGCUGGCUUAGAACAUUCAACAUAUUGACUUAACCACCUGACUUUCCCAGUGACUUGUUUCCUAGCAACAGCUACAAAGUGAUAAAUCAAAAUUAGUCUGAGGCUACAAAUUCUACAGGGUAUUUGUUCCAUAGCACAAAGUAUGUCCCUAUUCUUGCAUCACAGCACAAAAAAAAAAAAAAGAAAGAAAGAAAAUGCCAAAUUUUAAUUACUGGACUCCAGCAAUAAUUUUUUUAUUGGUCUUCAUACUGGCUGAAUUUUGAUAGUGUUAGGUUGAGUUUGAAGCUCUUGAAUUAGGUCUCAAAAUGAUGAGAGUUUACAUGGUUUUAUCAGGCCUUCUUAUUUAUACUUGACUGAAUUGAUAAUGAUUUUUUUGUAAUUGUAAUUUGAUGUAAUAGCCAUACAAAAAAAAAAUAAGUAACUCUUAAUACAGACUAGGUUUAGCCUUUCAUGGUUGUAGAUAUGACUUCAGUUUCGGUGCUGGAAAAUAUGUACAACAUACUACACAGGAAUGGAAAAGUAAUUUGUAUAGAGAGCAAUGAAGAUGAAAGGCAUUUGGAAAAUGAUGUCCUCAAAAUACAUUUUCUUUGUGCAUUUGGAGGAAGAAGGAAUAGAAAAAAGGUUAAUCCAAGGUGACAGCUUAACCCCAAUCAGGUAACACUAAACCUAGUAAAGAGUCCCAACAAAUACAAUGUACCUUAGGUUUUUACUAUGAACCUGUUUUAUUAAUGUUUUCUAAGUUUUAAAAAGAAUGUUUGAAAAUUGCUGGGUCCCAGUUGUGGUGGCUGUUGGAGUUUUUGGACCACUUGCUAGCAGUGAUUUAGAAAUUAAGAUUAGCUAAAAACCCAAAAAUCGUAUGGUGCGGACCAUGCACCUUGACAAUGGUACUAACUUGUUAUUCUAUAGAACACGUUAGAAUAGGUCUAUUUUUGCCAGAGCCUCUUCCAAUCUUCCUCCAAUUACAUUUCACUAGUGUUCCUUAAGAGAUUGCUGUAUAUUAAUGGGACCUUUUUAUAAAAAACAAAACAAAACAAAACAAAACAAAACAAAAAAAGAAACAAAAGGAUUACUUUUUUUCUAUGUGAAUUAAUAUCUUACUUGAUCUGCUUUUUCCUAAACCUCAGUGGCUUUUCCCUUAGGUGGGGCAGGGUGGGUGGGGAGAACUUACUGGAUAUGACUGUUUUCAGAGACUUAUAAAAACUUUUUUGUAGAAAUGCUUAAUUUUUAAGCAGUUAGGCACUGAGAGCAGCAGAAGUCCUGCAAAGCUUUAUAGUUCUCUAGGCCCUUACCUUGUUGUUUCUCUGAGUGAAGUCUUGAUUUCAAUAGCUAGAACUGCUCAUGCCCUGAAUCUGCUACAGAGGGGUGUUGAUAUUUUUCAGGUAACACAGUUUGUUAGCACAAAUAUUUCAGACCAACAUUUAAUAUUAUCUUUUCUUCCAGUUAUUUUAAUAGCAUUCUUUUUUGUUUUGUAAAGUCAUAUUGCUAUGGUGUGUACUUUAGUAUGCCAGCAAACACUGUCCCACAAGCCUCCUUGAGAAAAAAAAAAUGUUGCACCUUAUGUAUAUCUCAAGCAAACCAAAAUAUGAUGCUCUUCUGCUUUGUUUUUAUUCUAAAUAUGUUGUAUCAUAUCUUUCUGAAACCAUUCUGAAUUGAGUUGAAAUUAUCAAUAUUUAUGCAUUAACCUUAAUUUCUGGAUUCAAACCUGUAUAUAAAUCUUUUGAAAAAAAUUGUCCUAGCCCUUCUCUGUGAUGCUGGAUAUGGGGGAUUUCGUCUCAAAGGGAGACACAGUACUGUUCCAGUUUUCUUUGGCUUUUAUUUAUUUAGUUAUUCUGGGUAUUUCCAAUGUAAUUUUGAGGUAUGUAAAGUGUAUUAUAGUAGCUGAAGCUACAACCUAUGAGAAGCUGCGUGAAAAAUUACUGUAAGUCAUCUUUUAAGUUUUUAAUUGUUUGAGUACUGUAUAUGAGGUUGAGAAAAAGUAAAACAUGUUCCAUAGAAACAUUUUGAGAUACAGGUUCUGAUCCCCGACUAAGGUUAUUUUCCAGAUUUGAGACCAAAACUGUUAAUUCAUUAAAAACCUUCUUAAGGUUAAAUCAUGCUGUUGUAAUCCUGUGACAGUCUUUAUUCUCAUGAAUGUGCUAUAACUUCAGAAAUGGAGUAUCUUUAUUUAAUGAGACUGGAUGAGUUUUUCAGUUAAUUCAAUGUUCCAAAAGUCGUGCUGAAAAAUUUGAUUAGGUAUAAAGUCCCAAAUCAUCAAUUCGUAGUUUCAAUUCAUACUUUCAAAAUUGAUGGGAAAUGCCAUAUUUCUUAAAAAAAGAAGAAGUAUAUGAACUGAUUUGAUAUCAAGAAACAAACUUUUUGGAUCACCUUUUUUUUUUUUUUUUUUUUUUUUUAAAAACUUGUUCAGGAAAAUAGUACCCUACUUGAAUAGGGUAAACUUACUUUUGCACUCUGCAGUCUUUGGCCCAUCAUAUUACAAUUUUGUAUCCGUGAAAAAUGUCAAGAAAGUUAAAAAACUGCACCAGAAACCAUCGCAAGCAGGAAACUGAAAGUUUCUUUAUGAGGAAAAGAGUAGGAUGGAAGUGCAUCUAUUACAAGUUUGGUAUUAAUGUGAAACACUUGCUUGCCAAUUCAACUACUGUAUGUAUCUUAAAUAUGCGAAAUUAUGGAAUAUGUGGGCUUCAGGCGAGCCUACAUUCUAAGAAAGAAGACUACCAUUUUAUGGGGGGGGGGAAAUGAGGAAGAAGAUAUAAAGUCUAUUUUCCCCCCUUGCAAAGGGAAGACAGGGUUUAUAUGGCACCAAUGGGUUAAUAUUUAAUUACACUCUACAGAGUGGUCACUGAUCAGUCCAAUGUUGAUAGGCUACCUCUGCUUUAAAGGAUAGCUUCAUGACUUCCUAUCUGUUUCAAAAACUGCACCAUCUGAUGCUUUUUGCCCUCAGUGCCACAUUCACAUCUGCAGUGUUUAAAAUUCCAGGAACCAUCUCACACAGAGAGGACUGUGUAUUGCUAAAAAUGGGCAGUGGUAGCCUUGUAGUUAUUGCUGUUUCAUUUGACCUAUGAAGUAUUCUUGUUGGCUGCUUGAUGGAAUCUAAAAUCGAGCUGUUAAUUUGCUCUGAGAAAGAUUGCCUGGCACCCUUUGAAAACCAGUGUUCUUCAGGGGUUGCUUUUUCUUGAUACAAACAUUCCCAAAGAAUCAUUUUGUUUAUUUGUUUUGGUUUGGGCUUUAGAUAUUUUUAAUAUCCUGAGUUAGACUGACUAACACUGUACUUCAUUGAAAAGAAGCAGUUAGUCAGUUCAUCUGUUUUCAGAUGUGUGCAGUAGAUUAUUGAAUGGACUGCUUUGCUUUAGUCUUAAAGUCACUGUUACUGUUGUCACACUGUAUAUCAAGUCAUCUUGCUUGCCCUUUGCAUGGGAGACAUUAUUUUCUACAUUUCAAGGCAUUUCAGGACAAAGAAGCUCCAAGCAGAUGAAUCAAUUCAGUUGCAAGAGAGAAGUAAUUUUUGUUUUUCUCUCUUAUACUUUUUUUUAUCAUUUCUGCCCAAUUUUCUCCUUACAAAUCCAAAUGAGGAUUGCUCUUUUGGCCAAAUAUUAUCUGGUAUUAUAGAAGCUGUAAUAAUUUCAGAAAGGUAAAUUCUACACUUCAAAAUAUUUUGUAUUCUUAUUUUUUUUUCCAGCCAGUGGUCAGAGUUGAUUUUAUUCCAAAUUGGUUGAUCUAACAGUACUAAUGGGCAUAUGAACAUUGUUAAGUUCUUCCAAAGACUUCUUGGUCCAAAGUAUGUUACUUGGUACCAAGUACCUAAGUCAUUACCUUUUCCCCUUGAAAUGCAAAUCUUACCUCAUAAUCUCUAAACUAAAUUACUUAAAUGGAUACAUUUUGAGAAAUAACACACUAAUCCUACCUUGUGGCCCACAAGAGGGUGACAAACAUUUUCUCCCCAUUGACACGCUCAUGUUAGUUUGUGCUGGACACUGGCUCUGGAAGUUAAAGAACUGUGGAUAUUGUGGUGUUGGCCAGAGAGCUCAAUGAAGUUUCACAUUUCAGUAGUAUUUUACAAGUCUUUCACUCUCAGAAACUUAAAUGUAGGAGACAGCAACAAUAACAACCUGAGAUUCUACACACCUGAUUCUGAGUGUUGAUUAUAGGUUUGAAUCUAUUAGACAUCACAAAUUAGACACAGCUUCAUCUGACCACCAGGUCUUAUUUCUGUUGACAGUUUCAGCAUGACAGAAUUGCUUUUUUUUUUUUUUUUUUUCUUUGCUUUCAGAAAUUGGCUUGGUUCUCUUUAGAUUUGAUGUAAACAUACCAUGUAAUAAAUGAUUUCCAUUAAUGGUACAACAGAAUUAUUGCUUUCUUAGAUGUGUGUGUAGUAAAAGUCAAUAUACACAUUUAUAUAAUUUUUCUUCAAAAUCUUAUACCUAAUUUGAUAUUUCUAAAAGGUGCACAUGUCAAGUCAUGUGUAUAACAUGCUAAACUACUUUAACUGUGAUCUUGAAACUGAAUAAAGAUAUUUAAUAAAAAUUUUAAAUAUUUUAAAGAAAA